AUUUGUGUGUUUUCUGAGUCAGCAUUAGCUAAACUUUCCAGCAGGCCAUCCACAAAGUACAGCCUGGGCGUUCAAGGGACGUCACUCAUUUCCCCCAGUGACCUUGACAAGUCAGAAGCUUGAAAGCAGGGAAAUCCGGAUGUCUCGGUUAUGAAGUGGAGCAGUGAGUGUGAGCCUCAACAUAGUUCCAGAACUCUCCAUCCGGACUAGUUAUUGAGCAUCUGCCUCUCAUACCACCAGUGGCCAUCUGAGGUGUUUCCCUGGCUCUGAAGGGGUAGGCACGAUGGCCAGGUGCCCCAGCCUGGUGUUGCUUCUCACUUCCAUCUGGACCACAAGGCUCCUGGUCCAAGGCUCUUUGCGUGCAGAAGAGCUUUCCAUCCAGGUGUCAUGCAGAAUUAUGGGGAUCACUCUUGUGAGCAAAAAGGCAAACCUGCAGCUGAAUUUCACAGAAGCUAAGGAGGCCUGUAGGCUGCUGGGACUAACUUUGGCCAGCAAGGACCAAGUUGAAACAGCCUUGAAGGCUAGCUUUGAGACUUGCAGCUAUGGCUGGGUUGGAGAUGGAUUCGUGGUCAUCUCUAGGAUUAGCCCAAACCCCAAGUGUGGGAAAAAUGGGGUGGGUGUCCUGAUUUGGAAAGUUCCAGUGAGCCGACAGUUUGCAGCCUAUUGUUACAACUCAUCUGAUACUUGGACUAACUCGUGCAUUCCAGAAAUUAUCACCACCAAAGAUCCCACAUUCAACAUUCAAACUGCAACACACACAACGGAAUUUAUUGUCAGUGACAGUACCUACUCGGUGGUGUCCCCUUACUCUACAAUACCUGCCCCUACUACUACUCCUCCAGCUCCAGCUUCCACUUCUAUUCCACGGAGAAAAAAAUUGAUUUGUGUCACAGAAGUUUUUAUGGAAACUAGCACCAUGUCUACAGAAACUGAACCAUUUGUUGAAAAUAAAGCAGCAUUCGAGAAUGAAGCUGCUGGGUUUGGAGGCGUCCCCACGGCUCUGCUAGUGCUUGCUCUCCUCUUCUUUGGUGCUGCAGCUGGUCUUGGAUUUUGCUAUGUCAAAAGGUAUGUGAAGGCCUUCCCUUUUACAAACAAGAAUCAGCAGAAGGAAAUGAUUGAAACCAAAGUAGUAAAGGAGGAGAAGGCCAAUGAUAGCAACCCUAAUGAGGAAUCAAAGAAAACUGAUAAAAACCCAGAAGAGCCCAAGAGUCCAAGCAAAACUACUGUGCGAUGCCUGGAAGCUGAAGUUUAGAUGAGACAGAAAUGAGGAGACACACCUGAGGCUGGUUUCUUUCAUGCUCCUUACUCUGCCCCAGCUGGGGAAAUCAAAAGGGCCAAAGAACCAAAGAAGAAAGUCCACCCUUGGUUCCUAACUGGAAUCAUCUCAGGACUGCCAUUGGACUAUGGAGUGCACCAAAGAGAAUGCCCUUCUUCUUAUUGUAACCCUGUCUGGAUCCUAUCCUCCUACCUCCAAAGCUUCCCACGGCCUUUCUAGCCUGGCUGUCCUAAUAAUAUCCCACUGGGAAAAAGGAGUUUUGCAAAGUGCAAGGACCUAAAACAUCUCAUCAGUAUCCAGCGGUAAAAAGGCCUCCAGGCUGCCUGAGGCUAGGUGGGUUGAAAGCCAAGGAGUCACUGAGACCAAGGCUUUCUCUACUGAUUCCACAGCUCAGAUCCUUUCUUCAGCUCUGAAAGAGAAACACGUAUCCCACCUGGCAUGUCCUUCUGAGCCUGGUAAGAGCAAAAGAAGGACAGAAAAGUUUAGCCCCUGAAGGCCAUGGAGAUUCUCAUAACUUGAGACCUAAUCUCUGUAAAGCUAAAAUAAAGAAAGAAAUAGAACAAGGCUGAGGAUACCACAGUACACUGUCAGCAGGGACUGUAAACACAGACAGGGUCAAAGUGUUCUCUGAACACACUGAGUUGGAAUCAUUGUUUAGAACACACACACUUACUUUUUCUGGUCUCUACCACUGCUGAUAUUUUCUCUAGGAAAUAUACUUUUAUAAGUAACAAAAAUAAAAACUCUUAUAAAUUUCUAUUUUUAUCUGAGUUAUAGAAAUGAUUACUGAGGAAAAUUAUUCAGUAAUUUGUUUAAAAAGUAAUAAAAUUCAACAAACAUUUGCUGAAUAGCUACUACAUGUCAAGUGCUGUGCAAGGUGUUACACUCUGUAAUUGAAUAUUAUUCAUCAAAAAUUGCAUAUAGUAGAACGCUAUCUGGGAAGCUAUUUUUUUCAGUUUUGAUAUCCCUAGCUUAUCUACUUCCAAACCAAUUUUUAUUUUUGCUGAGACUAAUCUUAUUCAUUUUCUCUAAUACAGCAACCAUUAUAAGCUUAAUUUAUUAUUAACAUACCUAAGAAGUACAUUGUUACCUCUAUAUACCAAAGUACAUUUUUAAAGUGCCAUUAACAAAUGUAUCACUAGCCCUCCUUUUUCCAGAAGGGCCUGAGAGAUGCAGAAAUAUUUGUGACAAAAAAUUAAAGCAUUUAG
Nomascus leucogenys (northern white-cheeked gibbon) is the source of this 2484-nucleotide messenger RNA. RefSeq names its product lymphatic vessel endothelial hyaluronan receptor 1 (gene LYVE1). Gene Ontology annotation, biological process: cell adhesion. Gene Ontology annotation, molecular function: hyaluronic acid binding; transmembrane signaling receptor activity. Gene Ontology annotation, cellular component: plasma membrane. Lineage: Eukaryota; Metazoa; Chordata; Mammalia; Primates; Hylobatidae. The record is from RefSeq and is a predicted model, not a curated record.